Molecule: messenger RNA, 4282 nt
Organism: Strigops habroptila (Kakapo)
Lineage: Eukaryota; Metazoa; Chordata; Aves; Psittaciformes; Psittacidae
Exons: 2
Coding region: 166-2295 (709 amino acids)
Source: RefSeq, a predicted model, not a curated record
UCUUUGCCUUUUUAUUCCCAAUAUCUAGGCUUCCGAAGUGGACAUCCCUAUUUUCCAUUUUAUUCUGUUGCGCUCCAUGAGUACCCCGGAUUUUUUGUUCCACAGCAACCAAUACAUGCAAGAGUUAACAGAAGGCCUUAUUUUAAUGCUCCCCAACCUUCCCCUAUGUUUUAUCAUGCAACAAGAUUUAGACACUAUAGUACCCCUGGGAAAAAGAUGGAGACAAAAGAGACACAGACUGAUCCUAGACAGCCUGAAAGCAAGCAAAAAAAGCAUCAGGAUAUCCGUAUGGAAACGAAAGGUUGUGAUGCAGGGAAUGCGGCCUGUGUUUCUUCUGGAAUAGGUACAGAGACUGAAAGUACUUCAGAGAAACAAGAUUCAUCUGGAUCUUCCAUUGUGGUAGACAGAGAGUUUCAUAACAAGAGCUCUUCCAGUUCUGCACAGUAUAGAAAUCUUCCUACUGGAAGCUAUGCCUUUGAGAAGGAAGAAGUGAGGAUAGAAUAUGGCAAUGGCUCUCCAGCUAUUCAACUGUGGAAGUCCUUUAAAGAAACUAUCCCUUUGUAUGAUGUGGCAAGUGGCAAAGCAGUCCCAGAGAAUAUAGUGCAGCGUGACUUAUUUUCUGUUAGCUCAUGUGAAGGAAUGUUAUAUAGCACUCCUGAAGGGGAGAAAAUGGUGGCAGGAGCUUCCUUAGAGGAGAGAAAAGCUGUUCUUCCCUCAAAACAGGGUGUGGAAACUGUGCAGGAAAAAGAGGUCCAAAAUAAUGAAGGGAAGCUGGAUGCAGAAAAGCAAGCAAAUACAAGUCAAGGGGCAAAAUCUCCCCCCGGAGAACCCAUGGCAGUGCAAAUCACAGAGUUGUCAAGGUCUGUUAGUGUAGAUCAGCCGGUGGUAAGACAGGAUGUGGUAGUAGCUAAGAAACUGAGCUCCAAAAAACCUACUGGCUCAAAAACUUCUCAAGAAGAGCCCAGCUUUAGUCAACAAGCAGGACUGCUUCCAUCUAGCGUGGAGGUUAUGAGUGACUUGAGUUUCCAGCAGAAAAAGCUGAACCGAAGCCACAACGUGACCAGUGAAAGUCAAACUGAUAGGAGUAUUUGGUGUGAUGAAUCCAUGGAGAAGUACGUUCCCUCUAGCAGCUGGCUGGCUUGUGUGGACACUAUGGACACCAACUACAGCUAUGACAUCUGUUUGCCACAAAGGAAACGUCAAAGUGUACUCAGUCUUUCUUCUGGUGACAUGUCCUCUAGAGAGGAAGGCUCAUCAAUUGAUAAUGCCCCGGUGUCUUAUUUUGUCCCUGACUAUGUGCUUCAGAAAAGCAUGUAUCCUUUCCAGAAGAAUACAGAGGGCUUGGAGAAAGAGAAAAUUAAAGGUGCUGGGUCCCUUAAUGAAGAUGAAGUGGUAGGAAGGGAGCAGAUGAACAGCUUGCAUGACCAGGAUGUCAAAAACUCUUCAACCAUGAAGACUAAAGAGGCUUCCAGUAAAGGCAGAAAGCUGGGAGACCUUCCUAGGUCUUCUAGUCGGAUGAAACUCAAUUCUCUCAAGACAAAAGCAGCUAAGAGUUUGUCAGAAGUUGAGGACUCUGAAGAAUACUCUGUGAGGGGAGAAGAGGAUGAUGAAGAUGGAGAGGAUGAGGAGGAUGAGGAUGAUGACUAUGACAUGGAUGAAAUGGAAUAUUUUAUUCAGGGAGCUGCUCCAUACGGAAUCUUGACGCCUAGUACAGGAGGCUUCUACCAGGUUGGCCAGAGGGUGCUUUGGAAACCCCCUAGACAUGCUAUACCGGCUCAGUUCAUCAGCUGGCCUGCUCAAGAGAUGCUAAAAACUAGGAGUGGGCUUGGUGACAACACUGGUGUAGUUUACAAGCCGAAGGAGAGAGAACAAGAAGGUGUAUGCAGUGACUAUGGCUGUUAUGGAAGAAAGAGGCCUACAGCAAGAAGAGGAGGACUUGAACACCAGCGAGCACUACGGAAAUUCCUGGGAGGAAGGCUGUUAAGGGAGAACAUGGGGAUACCACCUGAAGAGUAUUGGAUUAGAAGUGGUGCUAAACCCAAAUUUACCAGCCAAAUACCUGGUAGUCUCUCGCCCCCAGCCAGGAGCAAAGAACAAGGUACAACUUAUUUCCUUGGUGUGUUUCUGUGCUUAAGGAACAUUCAAAAGAAUCUGAUACAAAACAGCAAGUUUAUGGUACUUGAACAAGAUUUGAGGGUGAUAAAACUAAUGCUCAUCACCCUGAUACUGAUGAAAUACCUGUCAGUGCAUCUUGAGGUAUAUUUAUAUCCUUCUCAAAUUAAAACAUGUGAGUAAGAAUGCAUUCUAGCUACUCUUUUUGUUUUAAAGGUACCAGGGGAAAUCAAAGCAUCAAAUGCUUUGUGGCCAAGCAAAGCCUUUAUUUGUGCAGAGCUGCUACUUCCAUAAACAUGGAAGUAGCAAUGUAAUGUUUAUCUUAAGUGCAUGUGCAGUGGUAGCUUCUGAUCUUGAUGAGUACGACAAACAAGGAGUCGUGUGAUAGCUACAGAGGCCAGUGCUCAGAAACUAGCAUGGACCACAGUGCCUUGCUACUGCUGAAGGAUGUCUGAGUGCAAAUCAUCCUGAGGUGGCUAAGGAAAAGGUGAACAAAUUGGUUACUUUAACAAAGUAAAGUUUCUGUAGCUUUUUCCUCUGAAGAAGGAUGCUUUGCCUUUACAAUUAAGGUUUACCUGGAGUGCAACUCUGUUUCUAAAUGCUCUUCAAGGGUGUUUCUCAUUGUAAGUGCUGUUGGAACAAGUGUAGAAUUUGCUGUAGUCUGGGCAUUAGUACUGUCCUGGCUCACAUGCUUUCAAAGUAUCACAGGAUCACUCGACUAGGUAAGAGUGUGAUGUUAUCCUCAGGACAGACUGACUUGCUUCUCUUCAGUGACAAUAUCUAUCAGGUUUCCUGUAUCAACAGCCCAGUAAACUAUUCUUCAGAGUGUAUUCCUUGGUUCUCUCUACGUUGCUUUCGUGCUUGAGCAUGUUGGGGUUUGAGAUUUGCCUCCUGCAUUGGAGACUUUGCCCUUUCUGUUAUCAGACUUGAAACUGCUGUGGGAUUUUUAUGCUAGCCUGCUCUGUAAAAGUUGAAAACAUCUUACUUUAUCAGCACUGUUCUUAGUUCCUUACAACAGUUCAUAACAUAAAAAUCAUAAAGUAGUUCUAAAAUAAUUAUCUUGAACUUUCAGCAUGUCUCUUCUAUCUAAGUUAUAGAUAGUGUGGCAUGCUAAGAAUGUUUGCUAUUCCCUGCUUUUUCCUCCUCCUUUUCCAGCUUACAGUUUGAAGAAGCUAGCACAUCCAGUACUAGAAAGAAGAAAUAGGUUUCUUCUGAAUGCUGUCCAUACCAGUGGAUGCCUCAGAAGUGCUAGUAAAAUUGCAUCCUUUUAAAAUGUAUCCUAAAACUGGUUUCUUCAAGUUAAUCUUAAAGUGCCCCGCAAGUAAAGGGAUUUGGCUAAACAAAGUAUGUUGCUUUAGCAGUAAUAUCAUAUGCUAAAUUUGACUACUUGAACUGUGUACCUGUGGUGCAUAACUUAACAGGUCUGAAGAAGUGAGUGUUUUUAAGACAGUGGCAAGUUUGGUCACUUGGAUGGCCACCAAAUAGUCUUGAGCACUUGAGAAGUGAACUAAAGCAGGAUUACCCAACUUUGACUGGGUUCUUUUUUGCCACAUUAACACCUAUCCAAGUUAUGCCCCAAAAUACAACGCAUCCAGAGUUAUGGUUAGUGAUUCAGUAUUGUAGAUGUAGAGGAUUGUUGCUUGACAUAGGCAGUGCCAGUUUUAUCUGCCACUAAAAUGGGCACAUAGAGGGAUAGGAGAAAGAGGAACACUACAGACCAGUCAGGGGAAGUCAAGCUUAAAUUUUUCUUUAUGCUUUGGAGAAAUAACAGCAGUUGUAUCUUGCUAUGUAGGGUGCCCACCUCUGGUUAAACUAAAGAAGAAAAGAAUAGGCAAGCCACCUUCAAAACGCAGAGACACGAGAUGUGAGGUGGAAGAAGCAUGGGAGAUGCCUAAAAGCAGUGUCCACAAAGGUUGGUAUGCAGUGACAAGCUACAACAAUGGCUGUUGUGAGAUUUUGCUUCAUUACUGUCUCGGGGACUAAUGGUUCUGUUUGAACUGCAAGGACGUGGGAUAGAUUGUGAAAUAAUAGCAAAUACAUUGCUAUUGUAUGCAGGUAAGAUGGGGGGGGAAAGGCAAGCUAAACUUUAAACACUCAAUCAUCUUGCUAUGAAGACUGUUGUAGCUUUGAGCAGGUUAGGUUCCUUCUCCUUGUUUAAGGGAAAGGAAGG